Molecule: messenger RNA, 2868 nt
Organism: Populus nigra (black poplar)
Lineage: Eukaryota; Viridiplantae; Streptophyta; Magnoliopsida; Malpighiales; Salicaceae
Product: G-type lectin S-receptor-like serine/threonine-protein kinase B120
Exons: 7
Coding region: 88-2652 (854 amino acids)
Biological process (GO): protein phosphorylation; recognition of pollen
Molecular function (GO): ATP binding; protein serine/threonine kinase activity
Source: RefSeq, a predicted model, not a curated record
AGGGAUUUCUUCUUUGUUUUCAUCCCUCGUUCUCUGGUUCAUUCUCAGUUACAUUUCUUACACCCAUAAUCCCACAAAUUAGAGAGGAUGUGUGUUAAGACAAAGCCUUGUUUCUGGCUCUUUGUGCUUUUGUUGCUAUUCGUUUACCAUAGGACUUGCUUCUCAAUUGGAGAUGACACCCUUUUGGUUGGCCAAUCUCUCUCUGCAAACCAAACUCUAAUAUCUCAAAACGGCAUUUUUGAACUCGGUUUCUUCAAGCCAGGCGCUUCUUUAAGCAUUUACCUGGGAAUAUGGUAUAAGAACGUCCCAAAUAAGACGAUUGUUUGGGUAGCAAAUAGGGAGAGCCCUUUAAACAACCCUGCUUCAUCGAAGCUUGAAUUGUCACCGGAUGGCAUUCUUGUCCUGCUGAAAAAUUUCACCGAAACAGUUUGGUCAACAGCUCUUGCAUCUUCAGUGCCGAAUACUAGUACAGCACAAGCAGCACUUCUUGAUAAUGGAAACUUUGUCAUUAAAGAUGGCUCAAACCCAUCCGCUAUUUACUGGCAGAGUUUUGACAAUCCAACUGAUACAUGGCUACCUGGUGGAAAGCUUGGAAUCAACAAGCACACUGGGCAAGUGCAGCGGCUUAUUUCAUGGAAAAACCCAGAAGAUCCUGCACCAGGUAUGUUCUCGAUUGGGAUCGACCCAAAUGGAAGUAGUCAGUUUUUCAUAGAGUGGAACAGGUCACACAGGUAUUGGAGCAGUGGUGAUUGGAAUGGAGAAAGAUUUACCUUGGUACCUGAGAUGAGAUUGAACUAUAUUUUCAAUUAUAGUUAUGUAUCAAAUGAAAAUGAAAGCUAUUUCACCUAUUCUUUGUACGAUACCUCAUUUCUUUCAAGAACCGUGAUUGGUGUUUCAGGACAGAUCAAACAAUUCAGUUAUUUGGGAAAUAUUAGGGAAUGGUUUCUUUUAUGGGCUCAACCAAAAUACCAAGCUGAUAUUUAUGGUUUAUGCGGGGCUUUUGGAGUCUUUCAAGUAAAUUCAUCACCUCCUUGCGGAUGUCUCAGAGGUUUUAGACCAUUUGUAGCAAAUGAUUGGCCAAGCGGUUGCCUUAGGAUGUCUCCUUUGCAUUGUCAACAUAGGAAAAAUAUUGCAGUGUCAAAUGAUGGGUUUUUAAAGAUGUCGAAUCUAACAUUACCAGGAAAUUCAAAAGCAUAUCAGAAAGUGAGUUAUGAAAGAUGCAGAUUGGAUUGCAUUGAAAAUUGUUCUUGCAUGGCUCAUGCCUAUAAUGAUAAUAAUGGUGAGUGUCUUUUAUGGGAUGGAGCUCUUAUAAACUUACAACGGGCAGAGUUUGCUGGUGGCAGGACUGAAGCAGAAAUUUACAUCAGAUUUGCUGCUUCUGAAGUUGACCAUGAGACUGGUAGUGGGUUUAGCCGAAUAGGUAAUAACAGAAGGAAAAUAUGGGUAACCUUGGCUGUGGCUGUUCCAGUAACUCUGAUUACCUUAGGCCUCUACAUAUACUUCAGCUGUCUGCGCAAGGGAAAGCUCAUACACAAAGGAAAGGAAUAUACCGGUCACGAUUUAUUGCUCUUUGAUUUCGAUACCGAUCCUAGCUCAACUAACAAUGAAUCUAGCUCUGUUGACAAUGGGAAGAAAAGAUGGAGUAAAAAUAUGGAAUUGCCAUUAUUCAGUUAUGAGAGCGUAUCAGUUGCAACUGAACAAUUCUCAGACAAGCUUGGAGAGGGAGGAUUUGGACCUGUUUAUAAGGGCAAAUUACCAAAGGGACUGGAAAUAGCAGUGAAGAGGCUUUCAGAAAGAUCUGGGCAAGGGCUUGAGGAGUUCAGAAAUGAGACAAUUCUAAUCGCCAAACUCCAGCACCGGAAUCUUGUCAGGCUAUUAGGUUCCUGUAUUGAACGGGAUGAGAAAAUGCUAAUCUAUGAGUACAUGCCAAAUAAAAGCUUGGAUUUCUUUCUCUUUGAUGCAAACAGAGGACAAAUCUUAGAUUGGGGUACACGGAUUCGGAUAAUCGAAGGAAUUGCUCAAGGCCUUCUGUAUCUACAUAGAUAUUCACGGUUACGAAUCAUUCACAGGGAUUUAAAACCUAGCAACAUUCUAUUAGACAGUGAAAUGAAUCCAAAAAUAUCUGAUUUCGGGAUGGCUCGAAUUUUCGGAGGCAAUGAAACUCAAGCAAACACCAACAGGAUCGUUGGAACAUAUGGCUAUAUGUCCCCUGAAUAUGCUAUGGAGGGCCUCUUCUCAAUAAAAUCUGAUGUGUUUAGCUUCGGGGUGCUGGUACUUGAGAUUGUGAGCGGCAAGAAGAAUACUAGUUUCUACCACAGCGACUCCCUCAAUCUUCUUGGACAUGCAUGGAAGUUAUGGAAUUCUAAUAAAGCUUUGGACUUGAUGGAUCCAAGCCUGGGAGGUCCUCCUUCAACUUCUACGCUGUUGAGAUACAUAAACAUAGGGCUUCUUUGUGUCCAAGAAAGUCCUGCUGAUCGGCCUACAAUGUCUGAUGUCAUCCCCAUGAUUGUAAAUGAACACGUAGCUCUCCCAGAACCUAAGCAACCUGCUUUUGUUGCAGGCAGAAACGUGGCAGAACCAAGGUCAUUGAUGAGCUUUGCUGGCGUACCUUCCGUGAAUAAUGUGACAAUAACAACGAUAGAUGCCAGAUAAUUUUUUCUUUCGAUACCAAGAUAUCAUUGGAUUUAUAAUGAUAGACUACUCCAAUUCCAAUGCGUGGUGGGAUUCGGUUUUUUUCUUGUUCUUUUUCUUUUUUUUCAUCAAGAGGUUUAUAUUAGAAAUUGUUCCAUUUUGUCUGUUUUGUAUUUUAUAUUUUUUUAUCAAAUACUUAGAAAUUGAAGUCAAAGGCUAUUGAUACCAAUUUGACUA